Melitaea cinxia (Glanville fritillary) is the source of this 889-nucleotide messenger RNA. It is a transcript of the gene DnaJ-11, whose product is annotated as dnaJ homolog subfamily C member 30, mitochondrial. The record is from RefSeq and is a predicted model, not a curated record. Bases 119 to 802 code for a protein of 227 amino acids. The transcript is spliced from 5 exons. Lineage: Eukaryota; Metazoa; Arthropoda; Insecta; Lepidoptera; Nymphalidae.
UGACACUGACAUUGACAUUUGACAUUGAAGAUUAUUGUGUAACCAAAACACUAUGAUCACAUUCCUGUUUUACUAAAUUAAAAAAUUCUUAUAUUUAUAUAGUAUAAUAAUUACAGAUAUGUUAAGUACAAAAAAGACGAGACUUAUUUCUGGAGUUUUACGUACCUUUACUACGACGCCUAGGACCACAGCUAGUCAUUACGAUGUGCUUGGAGUCACGCCGAAAGCUACACAGAGUGACAUAAAAUCGGCCUAUUAUAAACUUUCUAAGCUUUAUCACCCGGACACGUCGAAGGAUGAAGAAUCAGCAAAAAAAUUUAGAGCUAUAGCGGAAGCGUAUAAAGUUCUGGGAAAUUUAAAACUCAAGAAAAUGUAUGAUAAGGGUCUUCUUGUUGGUGUAGAGAAUACUACUCGUAUGGAUUUUAAACCAGAUGACGAACCUACAGAUCCAACUGUAAAGUUCUACAAGUCUCGUCAAACAAGAAAUAUUAUACCUACUAUGGACGGCAGGACACCCAUUUAUGAUUUUGAUACAUGGUCUAAAAAUCACUAUGGUGAUUUAUUGAAGAAGAAAAAAUAUGAAAAAAACUUCAUCCGGCAGCAAGAAAUAAAAAGGACUAAUGUUUCUCACGAUAUCAGUCAAGAAAUUGUUAUGUAUGGAAUGAUUGGAAUAAUAAUACUUUUUAUGAGUUUUCUAGCAUAUGGACAGACGGAUUACGAUAUGAAUAAUAUUGAUGAACGAAAAAUAUCUAAGCCACAAUCGACAAGUAAUUUAGAACUGGAUAAACCAUCUAAUAGCUAAAUUAUAUCAUAUAAAUAGUUAACUUAUUUUAAAGAAAUCAUUACUUAUCAUUAGUAUUUUUAUUAAAAAAUUAUCAAAAUGUAUAUA